Messenger RNA from Protopolystoma xenopodis, 938 nucleotides. Lineage: Eukaryota; Metazoa; Platyhelminthes; Monogenea; Polystomatidea; Polystomatidae. The record is from the annotation of a GenBank genome assembly.
AGGGCGUCGACGUAAACCGCGUCGCCCAUUUGGCUCCUCAAGCCGUUUCUCAUGUUGCUCGUGCCAGCCAGACCCCGGCCGGCCUCGGCCCAGCGGCUCUGACCGACGUCUCGUCGCGAAGCGUCGCGUCGAGCGACAGCGUCUCGAUGCUCGUCGGUACCGGCCCGUCGUUGCCGACCUUUCGACGUCCGUCGGCGUCGGGCGCCAGCCGAACCAGUUGGUUCCCGGGCCCCGUGACUGGCCAGUCGGGCGCCAGCUUCCGGCCCGUACAGACGCGCUCGCUGCGCAUGCUGGAGCAGCAAUUGCAGAUGGGACGACCGCUCCCGACUUCGAGUCUGGGUCCGAGUCUGGGACCGGGACCGGGACCGGGACUGGCCAAUCGGCAGCCUCCGUCCGCUGGACUCCGCAGCCCGUGUGCCGCGGUCAGCAGCUUCCAGACCGUCUACGGACAAUCGUCGGGCCGGCGCACCGAGCGCCAGAGUCCCGGCCUUCACCUCGGCCCGGCCGAGUCCCGCAAAUGCGCCGCCGCUCCGACCGUCCAUUCGGCGCUCUCGCCGGUCCCCUCCGCCUACUCCGGCCGGGGCACCCGCGGCUCCGCCCAACUCUACCACCAGCCCGGCCGCCGCUUCGUCGUCGGCCUCCGACACGAGCUCGGCUCCUCGACCGACUCGAGCCCCAGUCGCUCUCUCACGCACGCUUUCCACCAACAGCCUCGCGCCGUCAACACCCUUCCGGCGGCUGCCCAACGCGCAGGUAGACAGACGGGUCCUGCCUCACCCCGGCCUCGUACCUCCCCAUUCGGGAGACUCAUUUCGUUGCACUUUCUAUUUUCUAACAACAACAACAACAACAACAACAACUUAUUUUUCCUUUAUAGGUUAGCUUUUUGGAACUAUCAGUGGAGCAUCAAUAUGAGAUGUUCCCAUCCUAUCCUGUGA